Molecule: messenger RNA, 1341 nt
Organism: Seminavis robusta
Lineage: Eukaryota; Bacillariophyta; Bacillariophyceae; Naviculales; Naviculaceae
Source: the annotation of a GenBank genome assembly
AUGUCCUCUCAGGAAACUGCCGAACAAGGAGGGCUACCACCAGGCUCUGUGGAACAUGGAUCCUCUAACCAACAAGAGCUGCAAGAAGAAGCAGGGCAAGCAGGAGCCGUACUGACCGCUGAUGUGCAGUGGGUGGCUGGGCAGAAUCCGGAUGGAACUGAAGCUGAUGACACAAAUGAAAGAAAAAAGAAAAUGAUGUUCAUCAGGGUAUUAUUGUUGCUGCUAGUGUUGUUGGUGAUUCUGGUUAUUGCCAUUCCGCUGGCUGUUCGUGGAGGACAGAACGAUGAUCCAUCGCUGGAAACCAGUGUGAUGGAUAAUUCAACGCAAGGUGAAACUUCCGAUCCAGUGCCGACACAAGUACCAACGCAGCCCCCAACACUGGAAAGUGACCUAGAUUUUGAGGUGCUUCUCCCCAAUGUAGCCAACUCCACCUUUGAAGUGAUUUUGUCGGAUCAAUCGUCACCCCAAUACAAAGCAUUCAACUGGUUGACUUCUGAUCCCUACCUUCGAAGGUAUGAAACCUGGCGACGGGAACAGCGAUUUGCUUUGGCUACAUUUUUCCAUGCAUUCGUUGGCCCACACUUUUGGACAUGGCUGAACUAUGAAAUAGAGGAGUGUGGAUGGGGUGAGAAUGUUAACAAAAUACACGUUCAUUGCGAUGAUGAUGGUCGUGUAAGGAGAAUUGUGGUGGGAAGAGCCGUGGACAGAGACUUUGUUUAUUUUCGUGGAUCCAUCCCACCAGAGCUUUCAUUGCUUGGUCAGUUGGAAGAAUUGGACAUUUCGGAGAAUAGACAAUAUUUUUCCUUGGGGAGUUGGCUACCACCAAGAAUAUCAUCAGAGUCAUUUCCGUCACUGAAAGUGAUUGGCUGCACUGAUUGCGAUCUACGAGGAUUCUUCCCUGCAGUGCUCUGUGACUUGACCAAUAUCCACACCAUGAGGUUCGGAGCGAACAUACUUGAGUUGACUCAGCUGGACCAGCUUCAAAUUUUGACAUUGUCAAUUAACAAGCUGUCCGGAAUGGUCCCUUCCGAGUUUGGCUUGAUGACAUCAUUGACACACUUGGGCUUUUCUGAAAACAAGAUGAUGUCGGGCAGUCUCCCAACUGAACUUGGAUUAAUGACAGCCUUGGCUUUCUUGAACAUGAGUGCAACUGCAAUAUCGGGCAGCAUUCCCUCUGAACUGGGGUUACUGACAUCAUUGACUGAAUUGGCUUUGCACCACAGCAAUUUGUCCGGAAUGGUGCCAAGCAGUCUUUGUUCCAACCCAGACUUAUUGCAGAUUCUUGUCGAUUGUGAUUCAGUGGAUUGUACAUGCAGUCAAUGCAAAUGCAGCACACCGUAG